Musa acuminata AAA Group (dessert banana) is the source of this 537-nucleotide messenger RNA. RefSeq lists its product as uncharacterized. The coding region runs from base 1 to 537 and encodes 178 amino acids. Lineage: Eukaryota; Viridiplantae; Streptophyta; Magnoliopsida; Zingiberales; Musaceae. The transcript is spliced from 2 exons. The record is from RefSeq and is a predicted model, not a curated record.
AUGAAUGCAAGAUCGCAACAACCAGCAAGGGACCUUCUCCUACCAGCCAGUUUCAUGUUCAUCGACGGGGUCUCCAGGCACGCAGUAGUCUCCUGGUCCCUCUUCCUCCUCCUAGGCGUCUUCAUCCUCAUCGCGUCGCACUUUGUCCUCUCCUGCGCCCUCACCCGUUGCGCCUACGAUGUGGUAGUCCAACUCUCCCUCACCUCCUCCUCCGGCCUCUCCUACCUCUGCCUCUUCGCCUUCGUCCACCACUUCCUCUUCCUCGACAAGCUAGUCAGGGAGAGCAAGCGGGUGCGAGAGGGCUACAUGGACCAGCUUAACCGCUCCUUUCGACUACUCUUCAUCUUCGUGAUGUCGUGCUUCGCGGGAGAGAUGGCUUACAAGGUAUGGUGGCACUCGUCAGGAUCGGAGCAGGUGUUGUUCGCGGUGGCGGGCAGCCGCGUGGUAGGAAACAUGGUGGCAUGCGCCCUAGAGCUGGCAAGUGACAUCCGGAAGCUAUUAAGCUCAUCGUUAGUGCGGGAGAGGUUGCAUGCGUAA